UCUGUCCCAGUCUGGCAGGCGGUGCGUGGAUGGUUGGUUUGUGGUUGAGUUAAAGUCUCGCUCGCUUGCCAAUAUCACACAGCAAAUGCGUUAAUGCAAAGAGAUGGGAAUCUUGCAGUCAUGUUUCUAAGACGAAUUACUGUAGCGCUGCUCGCGCUGUGUGGAUUUAUAGCGAUCGGCGAUGCUCUUAAGUGUAAUUGCACAGCUUGUGAGAAGACCGGUUAUGUGUGCGAGACCGAUGGGGCCUGCAUGACCUCCACCUCCUACAUCAGUGGUCAGGAGGAGCAGCACGUACGAAUAUGUCUGCCUCGUGUCAGCCUGCAACCACCAGGACAGCCCAUCUACUGCCUGAGCUCCAAGGGCCUGCUCAACACACACUGCUGUUAUACAGAUUUCUGCAACAGCAUUGACCUACAAGUGCCCAAUGGGAUUCCUGAAGGUAACAGCUGGACAGGCUCAGGGGGCAGCUGGGGUCCAGUAGAGCUGGUGGCUGUGAUCGCAGGUCCAGUUUUUCUCUUCUGUCUGCUACUUAUCGUGGGAGUGCUUGUUUUUCAGUACCACCAACGGAACUAUAACCAUCGGCAGCGACUUGACGUGGAAGAUCCAUCUUGUGAUCAUCUCUACUUGGCCAAAGACAAGACCUUACAGGACCUCAUCUUUGAUCUGUCCACCUCGGGUUCAGGGUCUGGUCUGCCCCUAUUUGUUCAGCGGACAGUAGCUAGGACAAUCGUACUGCAGGAGAUCAUAGGUAAAGGGCGUUUUGGGGAGGUAUGGAGGGGGAGAUGGAGAGGAGGAGAUGUGGCUGUGAAGAUCUUCUCCUCCAGAGAGGAGCGCUCCUGGUUCCGUGAGGCUGAGAUUUACCAGACCAUCAUGCUCCGGCAUGAAAAUAUCUUGGGCUUCAUUGCUGCUGAUAAUAAAGACAAUGGCACAUGGACACAACUGUGGCUAGUCUCAGACUACCAUGAACACGGCUCAUUAUUUGACUAUCUCAACCACUAUUCUGUUACAAUCGAGGGCAUGAUAAAGAUAUCGCUCUCAGCUGCCAGCGGAUUGGCACAUCUGCAUAUGGAGAUACUGGGCACACAGGGGAAACCAGGCAUUGCACAUCGUGACCUCAAAUCUAAAAACAUCCUGGUGAAAAAGAAUGGUACUUGUGCCAUAGCAGAUCUGGGGCUCGCUGUACGGCACGAGUCCAUCACUGACACUAUAGACAUCGCACCCAAUCAGAGGGUCGGCACCAAAAGAUAUAUGGCCCCAGAGGUACUAGAUGAAACUAUCAACAUGAAACAUUUUGAUUCUUUCAAGUGUGCUGAUAUAUACGCUUUGGGACUGGUAUACUGGGAGAUUGCACGACGGUGUAAUGCUGGAGGCAUCCAUGAAGAUUACCAGCUCCCAUAUUAUGAUCUGGUGCCCUCCGAUCCCUCUAUAGAGGAGAUGAGGAAGGUGGUGUGUGACCAGAGACUACGACCCAAUGUGCCCAACUGGUGGCAGAGCUACGAGGCACUGAGAGUAAUGGGGAAGAUCAUGCGAGAGUGUUGGUAUGCCAACGGGGCUGCCCGUCUUACAGCUCUACGGAUUAAGAAGACACUUUCUCAACUCAGUGUCCAAGAAGACCUUAAGAUCUGAACCAUGUGGGAGACUGCAGAUCCCUAUAGAGACACACAAGUGAAUUAAAAAAAAAAAGACUUAAGCAAAAAGCAGCCUGCCAGUUUUAGUCCUCUUUUAACCUUUUCAAGUUGUGACGAGGCCUACCUCUUCAUCUUAGAUGAAACUACUGAGUGUCAGUCCAUCCCAGCCCUGCUCUAUUUCUCCAUCUUUCCACCAUCUUUUUAAGAAAGGUAACUUCAACAUUUUCAAUCAUGGAUAAACCUCCCAACCGCUGAUGUCAGCACAACCUCCCUCCAUGGACCUGCUUAAAUUUUUUUUUUUUUUUUUUUUUGGCAGGAAUGACAGGCAUUUUGAUUUGUUCACCUUUUAUAUUUAACCACUUCAAUGUUUCAUCCAGAAUGGACUUUGCUGUGUGACUUCUUGAAAAAAAUACAUUUAGAUUUCAUUUGUUCAUCCUCAUUCACUAAUAUACUGUACAUCACAUUCCAUCAUAAAUGUACAAGAAUAUAUAUAUAGUGAUCUGCUGCUGUUGUGAGAAUGUGAAAAACUUGGAUAACACUGUUUCCUUCUGUUACUAGCAAUUCAUGUUAAAAGCUAAGUGUAGCAAAGCAAAAAUGCAUUGCAGUUCUUUGUUCUUUCUUUAAUUUUGUAAGAGGAGCAGAAAAAUUAUUUACUCCCAGCAGAACAUGCAAUGUAUGCAAUCCCUUUAAAUACUCACAGGCACAGGCUUACCACACACCCCCCCCCCCAAUACUAGAGUGCCAAAAAUUUUUUAAAUGUCUUAACUAAUAUAGUUAAACUUGUUGAAAACCCAGUAAACACACAUUUUAAGUGGUCCUCACUAGUAAAAAAAGGUUCAUAAAUCAGCCAAAUCAUGUUUGGGUUUAAAUCUACUGAUGUACACAGGUUUCUGUGAGGGUUAGGUUUAGGCAUAGGGUUGGGGUAUAGAAUAUAUAAUUAGCCUGCUGUGCAAUCAAUGGAAGACUAUGAGAUGUCCUCACUAAUAUAGUGAAACAAACCUGUGUGUGUGUGUGUUUAUGUUUAAUUGUUUUGGGGGUUUUCAAAUCUGUGUAAAUGCUGAGUUCACUGUGGGAUGAUAGAUUGCUCAUGUUUAGUCAUAACUUGCAUUGUUCUUGAUAAGGUCCAUUAUAACACCAGUGUUUUCAGUACUUGGAAUAUUAGUAAUUUUGGCACAUAAGAGAGUUGCAUAAGGAAAGUCAAAAAUUUUCCCCCCUUAAACUCCAUUAUUUUAAUGGGAAUGUUGUAUAAAUACUCUAUAGGAAAUGGAAUGUUGGCAUGAGAAACUGCACUGUUGUUUUAAUGUUUGCUCUGCUCUGUGUCCUUUAGGGAUGUAGUAGCACCACUUCACAAAACAUAUGAAGUAUUGAAGUAUAAUAUUGCAUCUUUCUGUUUGCUUUUAUUAUAACACUUGUAUUGCUCUGGUUUGCCAUGCAUUGAAGAGUUAUUCAAUUUAAUUUAAAUGUACUACUGAAUGUUUCCUUGUGAUUUUUGUGUUUGCUUUUUGCCAAGACAAAUCACUUAACAUUGUAAACAGCAACAUUUCAUCAUUAGCUCAUCCCUAGAAUGCCAAUUUCACCACUGCCUCCACCCCUUACAAACCUAAAGCAUAGUCUGCACCCACAUCUUGUUCAUUUUCAAUUCAAGGGUUUACAUAAUUGUAGAAAUGCUGAGAGCAGGGGUCCUAUAUUAUGUGUAAGAUACAUAUGGCAGGAUCUGUUGUAGUCCAUUUCUGAUUGGCGUGUGCGUUUUAUGUUGUACAGGCCAUAUCUUAUGAAUCUGUUCUCUGUAGAUAAGAGUAUGUUUGACGACAGUAGCAUGAUUUCAUGAAACUGUACUUUCACUUGAAUUGAGAAUGCCUAAAACUAACAAUUCUGACUGAACUUUUUAUCAUGGUGCUCUACGUCAUACACUGGGAAUUCUGUCCUUAGAAAUGUAAUGACAAGGAGAGAAAAAAAAUGCAGGCUAGUUGUUCCGCUGUUAUUUAUAUUGCGUUUGCUAUUUUUUUUCUCCACAACUUUUUGCAAUUGUGUUUAUGUACUCACCUUUGAUUAGGAUGAGGAAAGACAUUUAGAUGAUACUGGAUUGGCACAAGUUGUGGUUAUUGCUACUUUGUGGAGGAAAUUGUCAAAUAUUUGUCCAUUAGUUCUGACAAAUGUACAUAAAUGGUAUACAGUAAUAAAGUCUUUUUUCCUA
This is a messenger RNA of Myxocyprinus asiaticus (Chinese sucker), 3822 nucleotides long. RefSeq names its product activin A receptor type 1Ba (gene acvr1ba). The coding region runs from base 94 to 1626 and encodes 510 amino acids. The transcript is spliced from 9 exons. Lineage: Eukaryota; Metazoa; Chordata; Actinopteri; Cypriniformes; Catostomidae. Gene Ontology annotation, cellular component: plasma membrane; activin receptor complex. Gene Ontology annotation, biological process: nervous system development; activin receptor signaling pathway; cellular response to growth factor stimulus. The record is from RefSeq and is a predicted model, not a curated record. Gene Ontology annotation, molecular function: activin receptor activity, type I; activin binding; ATP binding.